AAUCCACACCACUCCCGCUCCAAACCAGCACCCUCUGCAGGAGCACCUUUCCCUCCCGCAGGUGCCCCCUCCCGCACCCCUGGGGUGGCCCAUGCCCCUCGGAGCGGCUGCGGCUCCGAUUCACCAGCCCUGAGUGCUGCCGCUGCGCUCCUGCGCUGAAUCACCUCGAUUACAGAUUCACUUGGAUGUGAUUUGGGGAAAGGGGAAAAAAAAGAAAUGACAGAAGAAAAAAAAAAAAAACACUAACAAAAAACAACCCAGCCCUUUUCUUCCUCCUCCUCCUCCUCCUCCUCCUCCUCCCCUGGGAAGGGGCGACAGCGGCAUAAAUAGCGGCAGGCGCAGCACGGGGCCAGAUGCAAAGCGAGCGGCUUCCCCUGGCACGCGUGGCACGGCUGCGAGCACCCUCCGUCAUGGCAGAGCCUUCGCUGCCCCUCUCCUUCCUCUGCCUCCUCGCCUUGUCCUCCGCCUGCUACAUCCAGAACUGCCCGCGGGGCGGCAAGCGGGCCCUGGCCGACACAGCCCUCCGACAGUGCAUGCCCUGCGGCCCCGGGAACAGAGGCAACUGCUUCGGCCCCGGCAUCUGCUGCGGCGCGGAGCUGGGCUGUUACCUGGGCACGGCCGAGACACGGCGCUGCGCCGAGGAAGACUACCUGCCUUCACCCUGCCAGGCCGGCGGGCUGCCCUGCGGCUCCGGCGGCCGCUGCGCCGCACCUGGCAUCUGCUGCACCGCCGAAACCUGCGCGAUGGACGCCGGCUGCCUGGACGAGGGCAGCGACGGGGCUCAGGAGGUGGCGGAGAAAAACCUGACGGUGCUGGACGGCUCGGCUGGAGAUUUGCUCCUCAAGCUGAUGCACUUGGCGAACCGGCAGCAGCAGCAGCAGCAGCAGGGCAAGCACCCCCUCCUCUGAGCCGGGGCGCCGGGUGUCCCCCGCACCGGCACCGAUCCCCCCACCCCAGCCUUGUAAAUACGAGACCCAAUAAAAG
Molecule: messenger RNA, 984 nt
Organism: Phalacrocorax carbo (great cormorant)
Lineage: Eukaryota; Metazoa; Chordata; Aves; Suliformes; Phalacrocoracidae
Source: RefSeq, a predicted model, not a curated record